CGUGACAGCCGAUUGUGCAUUGAGCAGUAAAAGAGCGUCCAUUAAAGCGUCGAAAUAAUUUUCAGUAGUUUUGAGUGCUUAAAUCCGUGAAUUUCUCGGAAAAUAUAGGAAAAAAUUGUAAAAUUAUUGUUCCAACAGCGAUUGGAAUUGGAGAAUAAGAGGGAAAUCAAGUUUAAAGAGGAUUUUUCAGCUAUUUACUGUAUGCGCAUCAGAUCCAUGACCAGCUAAAACAGAUCAUGGCUACGACGCAGCAGUAUUCCCUAAAGUGGAACAACUACCUGACGCAUUUGGCGUUCCAUUUCGAGAAUUUACGCAACGACGGCGAGUUUACGGAUGUCACGCUCUGUUGCGAAGGCAAAAAAAUCAAGGCCCACAAGGUAAUCCUUUCCGCGUGCAGUACCUACUUUUGCGAAGUGUUCAAAGAAAACCCGCAUCCGCAUCCCGUGAUCAUCUUCAAAAAUGUCAAAUACGCGGAACUCGUUUCCAUCAUCCAAUUCAUGUACCAUGGCGAGGUGAGUGUCAUCCAGGACCUCUUGCCGACCUUCUUACAAACAGCAGAGCUGUUACAAGUGCGCGGUUUAACAGACACAAAUCUCACGGAAAGUGCAAAAAGUCUCGUAGCGGAGGAGCAACGCCCCGCCGAGACACUAUUCCUCGCUGUGCCGCAAGAAACGAACAAAAUUCUGACGGCCCUCUCGUCGACGCCCAUCAAAACGGUGCAAGCGACUCAUGUGCCGCACGAAACUUACAGCCAAAUCCGCAUCGAGCAGCCGGCGACGACAACCAAAGUCAUCGAGCAUCACGUGAAACCGCCAACUUUGGUGAAACGCGUCAAAAAAACGCACACAAUUCAGCAGCAACCGCAGCAAACCACACAACAAGUUCAGCAGCAGCAGCAACAGCCACAAACACACCAACUCGCAACAGUACAAACUUACGAAACGCUCGGCUUAGACAACGACGGCGAACUCAUGGAGACGGAAGGAGAAGUCGAAUUUCUGCAAACGACAGGCUUGAAAAUGGAAAUGCCCGAAUUCAAUGAUGUCCCGAGUGGCGCGGAUGCCAAAACGACGCAGAUUCAGGAAAGUACGCCCUCGUAUAUUCAAACGUCGGAUAAUGUCACAUACCAAAUUAUCGAUGGGCAAGUUGUGAAACGGACCACGGGCGGGCAAACGACGACUGUCGUACAAACGCAAGACGUCUCGCAGGAACAAGAAGGCAUGGAUGAACAGGAAAACGAAUCGGAAUUAGCAAUGUAUCAAACGGACGACGGAAAGAACGAAUCUCAAGGAGGAGACUUCUCAAUGGAACAAAUCCACAUAAUAGGCCAGGCUCCGGAUCAAGUUCAAUCCAUCCAGCGUGUCAUUCAUCGGCAAAUCGGCACAAAAGAAGGCGAAACGGGCGUCGUUGUUGGCGGAAGCAAUACCGUCUGCAAGGAAUGUAAUCGCACCUUUACAUCAGCAUCUGCCUUGCGACGUCAUACAAUGUCGAAACACUCAAAUAUCGGCGUGAAAUAUCAGUGUAACGUCUGUUCGAUGUCCUACAAGACAAAAUGGUCCCUUUCGACGCACAUUUCGCGCUACCAUCGACCGGCAGCGGAAAAACUCGCGCGCAAAAACAAGGGCAAGAAACAAAUGGACCAAGAAAAUACCGAAGAAACGGAAGUCGGAGGGGAACAAGUUACGGAAGUUGUCUUUGUCAAAUCGGAAUAAACACGCGAAAUUUUUUUCUUCUAUUUUUUUAAUUUUUCUUUUUUUUUUAUUAAGUUUAUAAGAGUUGUAUCGACGUUAACUUUUUUUUUAUUUGUGUAAAUAUUUGUCUCGUAAUGCAAUUUUUGUUGCAGAAAAGAACAAUUAAUUAACAAUAAGUUUAAUUUUCAUAUUUUGUGAGAUUUCAAAUAUAUUAAAUGAGAAAAAAAAACUUAAAAAGAAAAUAUGUAGAAUAGUUUAAGGAAAUAUCAAUAAAAAUAGACCUAAGCACGACUAUUAAAUAUUAUUUAAAAUUAAGAAAUUCAAUUUUAAGAAAAAAUUUAGCAAAAAAAAAACUUUAUUUUAAUUAUAAAUUG
Molecule: messenger RNA, 2065 nt
Organism: Culicoides brevitarsis
Lineage: Eukaryota; Metazoa; Arthropoda; Insecta; Diptera; Ceratopogonidae
Product: modifier of mdg4-like
Exons: 4
Coding region: 237-1712 (491 amino acids)
Biological process (GO): regulation of transcription by RNA polymerase II
Cellular component (GO): nucleus
Molecular function (GO): protein binding
Source: RefSeq, a predicted model, not a curated record